UCGUGGACACCGGCUCGGGAGCCUCCGGUGCCACUGGGGUAGAUGGCUCCCUCUCCUGCAACCCUGAACUGCCGGAGCGGGUGAGACCGCCUUUAAUCCGUCAUGACUGGGACAGUGACUCUCAAAUAGGCUUAUGGGUGAAGAAUUUCUUGGGGGGUGGAGGGUGUUAACAAUUCAGAUUUCCGAGCCACCCCGACACUCUGACGCAUUGAAUCUCGCGUGGCUCGAGGGGUGUCAGGGCUUGUCGGAUGACUCCGCCUCUCGCCUUGAAUUGGCCCCUCGCUCGUCCUGUCCCUGCAGAUGAAUCUCCCUUCCUGGUUGGUCAGCGGUGAAUCCGUGGCGAGGUCUGGACCAAUGGGCGUUCUAGUUCGCAGAACGUCACCUGGAGGUGGGUCCCCAGCUGGCGCCGUUGGCCGUGGACGGCUAACUCUCGCGCUGAGACUUCCGGCGGGGGAGCGAGCGCGGAGUUCUGCGAGAAGCGCGGCGCCCAGGUCCGUGCCUAGGGAGGCCCCGGGGAGGGCUGGGCCGAGGGCUGGCGCGGCGGCUCCUGGCACCGACUGAGAGGCCAAGGCGCCGCAGGCGGCUGCGGCCCGCCUAGAGCGGGCUCUUCGGCCGCGACCUGAAGCCCAGGGUCCUCGGGCUUCUGCUGACGCCGGCCAUCCCUGUGCGAGGCUGGGGGCUCCUUUCCAGGCGGGCACCGCUGGUUUCCCGGGUAGGGCACUCCGGGGGCCUGACGAUGGCGUCGGGCCCGGGCUCCCAGGAUCGGGAAGGGCUCCUGAUAGUGAAACUGGAGGAGGACUGCGCCUGGAGCCAGGAGCUGCUCCCGCCGGACCCGGGGCCCAGCCCGGAGGCCUCCCACCUGCUCUUCAGACGGUUCCGCUUCCAAGAGGCCGCUGGGCCCCGGGAAGUCCUCAGCCGGCUCCAGGAACUUUGCCAUGGCUGGCUGCGGCCUGAGAUGCGCACCAAGGAGCAGAUCCUGGAGCUGCUGGUGCUGGAGCAGUUUCUAAUCAUCCUGCCCCAGGAGAUCCAGAGCAGGGUGCAGGAGCUGCACCCGGAGAGCGGCGAGGAAGCAGUGACCCUUGUAGAAGAUAUGCAGAGAGAGCUUGGGAAACUGAGGCAGCAGGUCACAGACCAUGGGCGGGGAACAGAAGUGCUUUUGGAGGAGCCUUUGUCACUGGAAACAGCACGAAAGGCACCGAGCUUCAAGCUGGAGCCAAUGGAGACUGAGCGAAGCCCUGGUCCCAGGCUGCAGGAGCUGCUAGGCCCCAGCCCUAAAAGGGACCUCCAGGCUGUAAAGGAGAGGGCAUUAUCUGCUUCCUGGCUUUCUCUCUUUCCUCCAGAAGGAAACAUGGAAGACAAGAUGACUGGGCCCCAGUUGCCUGAGAGCUUAGAGGAGUGGGGGCAUCAGGAUCCUAGUAAGAGGGCCCUCUCCAGGGACAUGGUGCAGGGGAGUUAUGAGAAUGUGGACUCACUGGAAUCUCAGGUUCCCAGUCAGUAGGCCCUGAGCAUCCAGGUGGAACAAGGAAGAAAACCAUGGGAUCCCAGUGUCCAGAUUUGCAAGGAGGGACUGAACCCCAGAAACCCAGCUCCAGAAGAGAAAUUUGAGAGCCGGGAAGAAAGUGCUUAGUCUAUUUCUCCUGAGAACAUCCAUCUGCAGGUGCUUCUGACUGGCCAGGCCAGAGGGGAGGUGCCCUGGAGUCCUGAGCAGGGACGGCCUGGGGACAGGGCAGAAGGACAUUGGGAGCUUCCACCAGAGGAUCAGAUGGAGCAGUCCAUAGUGGGAGCCACAAGUUGCAGAGAAGCAGGCCGGCCAAAAGAACUGCAGCUGAAGAAGUUCCAUGUAUGUCCCUUGUGUGGCAAAAAUUUCUCUAAUAACUCAAAUCUAAUUAGGCACCAGAGAAUACAUGCAGCAGAAAGACUGUGUAUGGGUGUAGAGUGUGGUGAAAUCUUUGGUGGGAGCCCACACUUUUUAUCACUACACAGAGCACAUUUUGGAGAGGAAGCCCAUAAGUGCCUUGAAUGUGGAAAAAGCUUCAGUCAGAAUACCCACCUGACUCGCCAUCAACACACCCACACAGGCGAGAAGCCCUAUCAGUGUAAUGUAUGUGGAAAAAGCUUCUCUUGCAACUCCAAUCUCCACAGACACCAGAGAACACACACCGGUGAAAAGCCCUACAAGUGCCCUGAGUGUGGCGAGAGUUUUGCUCACAGUUCCAAUCUCCUUAGGCACCAGAGAAUACACACAGGAGAGAGACCCUAUAAGUGUGCUGAGUGUGGAAAAAGUUUCUCUCGAAGUUCCCACCUUGUCAUACAUGAAAGAACUCAUGAGAAAGAGAGGCUUUUCCCCUUCUCCGAGUGUGGGGAAGCAAUGAGUGACGGCAGCUCCUUUCUUACAAAUCAUGGAACCCACAAAACAGAGAAGAAACUCUUUGAAUGUCUGACCUGUGGGAAAAGCUUCCGGCAGGGCAUGCACCUCACCAGACAUCAGAGAACGCACACAGGAGAGAAACCAUAUAAGUGUACCCUUUGCGGGGAAAACUUUUCUCAUAGAUCCAACUUAAUCAGGCACCAGAGAAUUCACACAGGAGAGAAACCCUAUACCUGUCAUGAGUGUGGAGACAGUUUUUCUCACAGCUCCAAUCGGAUUCGUCAUCUGAGAACCCAUACAGGAGAGAGACCCUAUAAAUGUUCUGAAUGUGGAGAAAGCUUUUCUCGGAGUUCACGCCUUAUGAAUCAUCAGAGAACUCACACCAGAUAGAAACAUAGAGUUUCAUUUCACCACAGAUAAGGUGGCAUAUUCAGAGGGGACUGCUGUUGAGAGCUGGUAUUUCUUGCCCUGAUGACCAAAAUCAUUUGUGUUGUUUUAUUUUUAAAUUUAUUUUAUUGAUUUCAGAGAGGAAGGGAGAGGAGAGAGAGAGAAACAUCAAUGAUUAGAAUCAUUGAUGGGCUGCCUCCUGCACGCCCCCCCCUUCACUCCCCCCCCCACUGGGGAUGGAGCCCACAACACAGCAUGUGCACUGACCAGGAAUCUAACUGUAACCUCUGGUCCAUAGGUCAACGCUCAACCAGUGAGCCGUAGGGG
Myotis daubentonii (Daubenton's bat) is the source of this 3082-nucleotide messenger RNA. RefSeq names its product zinc finger protein 263-like. The record is from RefSeq and is a predicted model, not a curated record. Lineage: Eukaryota; Metazoa; Chordata; Mammalia; Chiroptera; Vespertilionidae.